Molecule: messenger RNA, 7311 nt
Organism: Limulus polyphemus (Atlantic horseshoe crab)
Lineage: Eukaryota; Metazoa; Arthropoda; Merostomata; Xiphosura; Limulidae
Product: myosin heavy chain, non-muscle-like
Exons: 38
Cellular component (GO): myosin complex
Molecular function (GO): protein binding; cytoskeletal motor activity; ATP binding
Source: RefSeq, a predicted model, not a curated record
ACUUAUUCUGGGCUUUUCUGCGUUGUUGUCAACCCCUACAAGAAGCUGCCCAUCUACACAGAAAAAGUAAUUGAACUAUAUAAGGGUAAAAAGCGCCACGAGGUGCCGCCACACAUCUUCUCAGUCACAGAUGCAGCUUUCAGGAGCAUGUUGCAAGACCGAGAGGACCAGUCCAUUCUUUGCACUGGCGAAUCUGGAGCAGGGAAGACGGAAAACACUAAGAAGGUAAUCCAGUAUUUAGCGUGUGUUGCAUCUUCCAAACCAAAAUCUAGCACGUCUGCUGGACAUUCGAGUCAUCCCUUACCAGCUGCUGUGUUUGGGGAACUGGAGCAGCAACUCUUGCAAGCUAACCCGAUUCUGGAAGCAUUUGGAAAUGCCAAAACCGUCAAAAACGACAACUCCUCACGAUUUGGAAAGUUUAUUCGUAUAAACUUUGAUGCCUCGGGAUAUAUUGCCGGAGCCAACAUUGAAACUUAUUUACUAGAAAAGUCACGUGCUGUUCGUCAGGCAAAGGAUGAGCGGUCCUUUCAUAUUUUCUACCACUUUCUUAUUGGAGCCUCACCAGAACAAAAAAAAGAAUACCUUCUUGAAGAUCUUAAAAGCUACACAUUUCUUACAUAUGGGAAUGUUCCAGUUUCUGGGAUUGAUGAUUUAACAGAGUACAAGAACACAGUUAAAGCAAUGGAUAUCAUGGGGUUUAAUCCAGAUGACAUCAAUGGUGUGUUCCGACUGGUGUCCGCUGUUAUUUUGUUUGGCAACAUGAAGUUCAAACAAGAGAGAAAUUCAGACCAAGCUACUCUUCCUGACAACACUGUAGCUCAGAAGAUAAGCCACCUGCUUGGCCUCAGUGUUACUGAGAUGACGAAGGCUUUCCUCAGACCACGUCUCAAAGUCGGAAGAGAUUACGUCAACAAAGCUCAGACAAAGGAACAGGUAGAGUUUCUGAAUUCCUUCGAGCAGAUGUGCAUCAACUACACCAACGAGAAGCUUCAACAGUUAUUUAAUCACACAAUGUUCAUCUUAGAACAAGAAGAGUAUCGACGUGAAGGGAUCGAAUGGAAGUUCAUUGACUUUGGUUUGGAUCUACAACCUACCAUUGAUCUCAUUGAGAAGCCAAUGGGAAUCUUGGCUCUGCUGGACGAACAAUGUCUUUUUCCUAAAGCAACGGAUAAAACGCUUGUGGAGAAACUGAUCAACACCCAUAUUGACCAUUCUAAGUUUGUCAAGUCGGACUUCAGAGAAUCGGCUGAUUUCAGCAUUAUUCAUUAUGCAGGAAAGGUGGACUAUCUUGCUAAUCAGUGGCUCAUGAAGAAUAUGGAUCCAGUAAAUGAGAAUAUUGUUUCUUUACUCCAGACUUCACAAGACCCAUUCACCAUGCACAUUUGGAAAGAUGCUGAUAUUGUAGGAAUCGGAGCUGCCACAAUGAGUGACACGGUGUUUGGAGCACGGAGUAGAAAGGGAAUGUUCCGAACUGUCAGCCAACUUUACAAGGAUCAACUAUCCAAGCUCAUGGAAACUCUAAGAAACACUAACCCAAAUUUUGUCCGUUGUAUCAUUCCCAACCAUGAGAAAAAAGCUGGGAAGAUAGAUUCGCCCCUGGUGUUGGAUCAGCUACGAUGUAAUGGAGUUCUUGAAGGAAUUCGAAUCUGUCGACAGGGUUUUCCUAACAGAAUUCCCUUCCAAGAGUUUAGACAAAGGUAUGAAUUGCUCACACCAAAUGCUAUUCCUAAAGGAUUUAUGGAUGGAAAACGAGCAUCAGAAAAGAUGAUCCUUGCACUGGACCUGGACCCCAACUACUACAGGAUUGGACAGAGUAAGAUUUUUUUCCGAGCAGGUGUACUGGCACACCUGGAGGAAGAGAGAGAUAUAAAAAUAUCUGCUCUCAUAAUCCAGUUCCAGUCGUUCUGCCGAGGUUACAUAGCUCGAAAGAAUUAUCAAAGACGAGUUCAACAGUUAAAUGCUAUCAGAAUUUUACAAAGAAACUGUAACUCAUACUUAAAGCUACGAGACUGGGCAUGGUGGAGGUUAUACACAAAGGUCAAACCUUUGCUACAAGUCACUAAACAAGAAGAGAAGUUAAGUGAAAAAGAAGAAGAACUAAAAGAAGUGAGGGAGAAAUUGGAACAGACCGAAACCCAGUUUACAGAUCUUGAUCAGAAAUUUCAACAAUUGAUUGUAGAAAAGAAUAUGCUGACAGAACAGCUGACGGCAGAAACAGAGUUGUGUGCUGAGGCAGAGGAAAGCCGACUUCGACUUUUGGAAAGGAAACAAGAACUGGAAGAAAUUCUCCAUGAUUUGGAAGCUCGAAUUGAAGAAGAAGAAAACAAAAAUCAAACUAUGCUUGCUGAGAAAAAGAAGAUGCAACAAUCUAUUCAAGACCUCGAAGAACAGCUAGAAGAAGAAGAAGGUUCCCACCAGAAGCUACAGUUGGAGAAAUCCAGUCUGGAUGUUAAAGUGAAGAAACUUGAAGAAGAUUACGCUCUCAUGGAAGACACCAACCAGAAGCUUGUCAAGGAGAAGAAAAUCCUUGAAGAACGUCAGGCCGAUUUGGCUCAAGUUUUGGCUGAGGAAGAAGAGAAAUCAAAACACUUGGGAAAACUGAAAACUAAGUAUGAAUCCAGCAUUUCAGAACUAGAGGAACGUCUGCAUAAAGAAAACCAUGUGAGACAAGAGAUGGAACGCGUAAAGAGGAGAAUAGAAACAGAAUUAAACGAUGUUAAAGAGCAGCUGAACGAGAAAAAACUUCAGCUUGAAGAAGUUCAGGGUCGCCUGACUAAGCUAAAGGAUGAACUCAACCAAACUCUUGUCAGAUGUGAUGAAGAAGCAGUAGCCAAAGCUCAAGCCCAAAAGGCACUGAGGGAAAUGGAGAGUCAAAUGAUAGAUUUACAGGAAGACCUGGAUACCGAGAAGGUAGCAAGAACAAAGGCAGAGAAAGAAAAGAGAGACCUGAAUGAAGAACUGGAAGCCCUUAAAAAUGAGCUUCUGGAUUCAUUAGGCACUACGGCUACGCAGCAGGAACUGCGAACAAAGAGAGAGCAAGAGGUAGCGAUGUUGAAGAAGACUAUCGAGGAUGAAGUUACCACACAUGCCACUCACUUAGCCGACUUACGACAAAAGCACAACCAAGUUAUCCAGGAUUUAAAUGAACAGCUGGAAACACUCAAAAAGGCAAAAGCAGGAUUAGAAAAAGUAAGGGCCAAUUUAGAAAUGGAAAAUUCCAAUGUUACCGCUGAAUUAAAGACUCUUUUAGCAGCUCGACAGGAGUCAGAGCGUAAAAGGAAACAGCUGGAAAGUCUUGUGCAAGAAAUGGGAACAAAAGUAGCGGACCUAGAGAGAAAUAAAGCUGAAGCUAUCGACCGUGCUCAGAAACUUCAGGUCAACUUUGUUGUUAAUGUUAAAAAACCUGGAGAAACAGAUGUAAGGUUUAUCUACUCAGAUAGGUCAGCUUUGUUGUUAAUGUUAAAAAACCUGGAGAAACAGAUGUCAGGUUUAUCUACUCAGGUGCAAGAUCUGAAGAAGAAAGUUGAUGAAAGUGAUGAACAGAAUAGUACUUUAGAAGAGCUGAAGAAGAAGUUGAUGAAAGACAUAGAGUAUUUACAAAAUGACCUCGAAGAGAAUCGGGCUUUUAACGACAAACUGGAGAAGUCCAAGAAAAAACUUCAAGUCGAGGUAGAAGAUCUGAAUGUGGAGCUUGAAGGCUACCGAGGCAAAGUAGCAGACCUAGAAAAGAAGCAGCGUAAGUUUGAUCAACUGCUUGCUGAAGAAAAGACAGUAUCUGAAAAAAUCACUCAGGAAAAAGAUAGUGCUGAGCGAGAAGUGAGAGAAAAAGAAACUAAGAUUUUGUCCCUGACCCGGGAUCUAGACGAGAGAAGCAAUCAGAUGGAGGAGUUAGAACGAGCUCGUCGGUCACUGCAGUCAGAACUGGAUGAACUGGUCAACACACAGGGAACAGCCGAUAAAAAUCUGCAUGAACUGGAAAGAGCAAAACGAACUCUUGAGAGUCAACUAGUCGAACAGAAGACGCAGAUCGAUGAGUUGGAGGAUGAACUACAGCUGACUGAAGAUGCUAAGCUGCGACUGGAAGUUAACAUACAGGCGUUGAAGUCUCAGUUUGAACGAGAUAUACAGGCAAAAGAAGAACAAGCAGAGGAGAAGAAAAGAGCACUGACGAAACAGGUUCGUGAUCUGGAGACAGAAUUGGAAGAAGAGAGGAAACAACGAGCAACAGCAACAAAUGCCAGGAAGAAGAUAGAAGGGGACUUCAAGGAUUUAGAACAACAACUUGAGCUUGCCACAAGGAUGAAAGAAGAUGCUUUACGGCAACUUAAGAAGCUUCAGACACAAGUAAAGGACUGCCAGAAAGAUGCAGAGGAAUCCCGAAUCUCUGGUGAGGAACUGACAACUCAGUUUAAGGAAGCUGAGAAAAAGGUGAAAUUAAUGGAAGCAGAAAUGAUUCAGCUACGAGAGGACCUAUCCAAUUCGGAGCGAGCCCGUCGUUCAGCAGAACUCGAGAGAGAUGAGCUGCAAGAAGAAGUAAACAAUACCGUAUCAAAGGGAUCACUUCUUCAAGAUGAGAAGCGUCAUCUUGAGGCUAAAAUUCAACAAUUGGAAGAGGAGGUAGAAGAAGAACAAAGUAACUCGGAAAACAUAAUGGACAAGGCAAGAAAAGCUCAGACACAGAUAGAACAACUAACAGCCGAGCUUGCAAGUGAGAGAACAGUUACCCAAAAUUUGGAGAACAACAGGAUGGUGUUGGAGAGACAGAACAAAGAAUUGCAUGCAAAGCUUGAAGAGCUCGAAACAUCACAGCGUUCCAAGGCAAAAACAGCAAUCGCUACUCUAGAAUCUAAAGUUCAGCAGUUUGAGGAACAGCUGGAACUAGAAACAAGAGAACGGCAAACUGUGACUAAAAAUUCACGUAAACUGGAGAAGAAACUGAAAGAAGCUCUGUUACAGUUCGAAGACGAGAGACGUCAUUCAGAACAAUACAAAGAACAGGUACAAAAAGUCAACAAUCGAGUACAGGCCUUGAAGCGUCAGCUGGAUGAAGCAGAAGAGGAAUGUUCUCGAGAAAAGGCGCAACGACGUAAAGUUCAGCGAGAGUUGGAGGAUACCAUGGAGUCUAAUGAAGCCAUGUCACGUGAACUGAAUAACUUAAAGAACAAAAUGAGAAGAGGUGGAACGUUAGCUGUUCCAGCUUCUCGGUUCUCUGGAGCAAAACGAGGAUCCAUGACUUCUAUGGGGAGUGGCAGUGGAGAUGAAGGGUCGGGAUUUUUACGGGAGGAUUCACUGAAUGAGAAUCUGGCCUGAUUUUAAUAAUCUUACUUGAGAUUAUGUAAAAAAAAAAAUUAACAUUCCUAAAAGGAAGCUUGAAAAUAGAAAAACUGAACUGUAGGCAUUGAAUAAAAUGGUAAAAGCCCUUGCCAGCGCUAACUUAAUGGGAACAUUUCCAAAAAAAAAUCAGGGUUAUAAUAAAAGUAUCACUAUGGUCCAAUAAUUCAGGUUCGAUAUUAAGAACCAUGCAAUGUUAUAUUCUAAUCAUCUGUAAGAUGAAUAAAAAGUAUCAUGAUAUUUUUAAGUUAAAAUGUUAAUCUUUUUAAACAUGUUUUUGUACAUAAUAUAUAUAUAUAUAUAUGUGUGUCUAGAAAAUAUGAUUAUCACCAAGUUAGAUUUAGUGAAACAUCUCAAACUGUAGUGGGUCCUUUACUAACAUGUAGUUUUGUAAAUUAGUUAACUAUUUUUAGGAAUGUGACAAUACGCUUACCUUCCAAUCUGAUAUGUAUCGGUAUUCUUUUAUCACAAUACAUAAGUCUAUGUUAAUUUACCAGUAGAGCAAACAUAAUACUUAUAUUGCACUUCUGAAACAGUAUAAAAUUUAACUGUUUAUCAUCGAUUUAAAUGUAUAAAUUAGGGGCUGCCGUUCCAGUACGUCAAAACUAGAAUCCCACCUAGAAACUUCUUGAAUUAGCUUGUGCUGUGAAAACUUAAGCAUACCUUAAUCUGCUUUCAGUUUAGCAAGAGUCAUUGAAUAUCUAUGAAGAAAGGAAACUACCCCUUUUUACCCCACGUCCGUAAUCUAUCUUCUCGUGACACGGGGUGAGAGUUCUACCACAUUGACAACCUUAUUCAGUACAUCUGCCACAUGCUCAACCACACGAGACUGUCUUGUUUCUGGAACAGUAGAUCUUGAAGUACCUUUCAGUUCAGUGUUAAGCUUGUACCUCUUUGUACAAGUCUAGAAUUAAUACAGUACUAAAAUGUCGAAGAAAGUAUCUCGUAUCUUGCUUCCAAACCUUACGCAAAAUCACACAGCUAAAAAUGGUUUUGUAUCUUUAGCCAUAAAGAUUCCAACAGUCCCUCUAUUCAGGUUCAAUUUUAAUUACUUUCUAGAGUUUCACCUUAGCCGUACUGCUUACAGAAAGUGAAAGUUUAUUUCUUAUUUCCUUCGUUGCUGGUAACAACAGCUGGUAACACAAGGUAUUCACUUGUGUUUUUUAUCUUAGUUCUCCAGCAUGAACUCCAAGGAUCAGUGUAUUUAUUUAAUACUUUUAGCAUCAUACUGAGAGUUAAAUAUACCAUUAAUAAAGAAUUUUAAUCAGUUUUUCUUACUCUAUUCUGAUUCAAAACUUCAAACCAAACUGCUAAUUCGUAGGAUGAAGGUGCAACCCUCUAUUGUUGUGCUUUGCCUCAAUGAGUCUACCAUUGCUGACAAGGUAUUCAUAAAAAAACUAGAAAUCUAUACAUAGACCGAUCAUGUGUUUAUGUUGACAAGUAUAUUAUUAAAAGUGUUUUUUUUCAUAUAACAUAAAAGUAAAUCGGAAGAAAAACUGAAAUCGAUCACAAACCACCCGUGACCCAUUAACAGCAAUUUUGGUGAAUCUUUUCCUAUAAUUACUCAUGAUGUCUUUGGAGGUAAUAAAGUCAGCUUCCAAAAAAUACGUUAUUACAUUGAUAUUAACACUUACUGAUAAUGUCUUUGGAGGUAAUAAAGUCAGCUUCCAAAAAAUACGUUAUUACAUUGAUAUUAACACUUACUGAUAAUGUCUUUGGAGGUAAUAAAGUCAGCUUCCAAAAAAUACGUUAUUACAUUGAUAUUAACACAUUUAUUUUUUAUGUUCAAAACUGUCGACCCUGUGAUGUUUUUUAUCUUAGUUCUCCGAGGAUCAGUGUAUUUAUUUAAUAGUUUUAGUAUCAUACUGAGAGUUAUGAGCUUUUCAGCAGUGCCAAAUACAGUCUUGUAAAAACUAUGUGCCACUGAAUAAAAUGUAUUCAGUUUUAAUACACAACAAAAAUAAAGUUAUUUUCACCAUA